This is a messenger RNA of Nymphalis io (European peacock), 1881 nucleotides long. RefSeq lists its product as uncharacterized. The record is from RefSeq and is a predicted model, not a curated record. The transcript has 12 exons. Lineage: Eukaryota; Metazoa; Arthropoda; Insecta; Lepidoptera; Nymphalidae. Bases 76 to 1839 code for a protein of 587 amino acids.
GAAAUUAUUCGAUAAAAUAUUAAAUAAAAAAUACAGUUUUCAAUAUCACUUCUCACAAAACACUGACGAAAAGCAAUGACUUCUCAUACAGGAUGUUUCGUGAUCAUUGUUUUAGUCGCUACUGCAGUUGUUCAAUGUAAAAUAGACUGCUGGACAUCUUUCAAUGCGAAGGAACACUUCGAGAUUAUGGACACACUAGAUGAUCGUUACGAGAAAGUCAGAACAAAUUUUCAGAAAACCGUAGGGGGUCGAGGGUUUGACAAAGAUAUGCUCGUGGCAAUGUUAAAAAGCCGUGGAAUCGCUGAACGUGCUCUCCACGAGGCGCAAGGACACGAGAGUAUGAUUCCCGCUGGAAUUAACCUUGGUGGAUACUGCAUGAUGAAGAUGCCGAAGUCUGUCCUGUUCUUUCACCGGAUGAAGCUUCGAAACAACACAACGUUUCGUGUGACUGAUAUUAACAAUGACUUUGCGAAUCUAAUAAUGAUAUCAUCUAUCAGUCUUAACGACCUCCAUCUCUUUGGUUCCUAUGACUUGACAAUCGCCACUAAACCUGGAUACCUGGCCUAUGAACCUACAUUCGGGCAAGUAGAGCUUUUAUUAAAAAAUGUGAGAUACAAAAUGGAGGGCCGCUAUCGAUUUUCGAAGAAGAGAUUAAGUAUUGAAUUGGUAAUUUCAGAACUUUUGAUAGACGACAUACUUAUGAUGUAUAAUACUAAAAAUUCAACGUCAUCUUUAAAGCUGCAUCGGAAAAACAUAAAUGUAUUCAUCGAGAGAUUACAAGUAGACUUAGAUAAAUGGCUAAAGGAUUAUUUCAACGACUACCUCAUGUAUAAUGUGAUUGUUAAUGAUGAUGAAUUCUUGAAUUACAAUCGAGAAAAGAUAAUAGCCCUUAACAACUUCACAGAUAGCGCAAUUAACACGGUUAUCAAACGUAUACACAACAUUAAAGCGGAUUCGGUACAACUACCCGCAUUCACUAUAUUCGUCAGCAACGACAAGGAAGUACGAUUGAGGGAUGGAGUAUUACGAGGCUUAGAUAGUAUUUACAGACGGGCGAUAGCUACAGGCACUAAGGAGAAAUAUAUUAGAAAAGUGGAUACUGUAGUCGGCUUCAGUGAUUUGAAGCUAGUAUAUAGAUAUGACGCAAUCCUCAAAUCUGGCUUACCCCCCGUUACUGGUAUACUUAUAUUAAACGCGGAUGAGCUGACAGCACACAUGGGACUUCGAUUGGUCAAGAAAUCAGACACAGCGGACUUGAGUUUUAGAUUCUUGGAACAAGCAAAACCAGAAUCUUUAACAGUGGAGGGUCCAGCAAAUAGAAUGAUAUCGAACUUCAAAUAUUUGCUUGAACGCCAUAUCAUUGCUAUUAUGAGUAACACCUUAAUGCAUAAUAUUAAUAUGCUUGGCACAUUAGACAAAUGCGUUCCAUUACUUCUGCCGUCUGAAGGAUCAAAUGAUCAGAAUCUCUCUGAAGAACAGAACAGAGAAGAUAAUAUGUCAAUUAACACAACCAGUUCUUUUGAAGCAGCUUUGGAUAAAAGUAAUGUAUCACGCAAUGAUUCUCCAGCUAACUUAGAUCAAACAGUUGAAGGGUCAGAUGAAAAUCAACCUUCUAAUAGCAGAGGGGAUAAUAUGAUGCUUAAUAGAACUAGUUCUUUUGAAACAGCUUCGGAAAAAAGUAAUAUCUCACGUGACCAGACUUUGGAAGGUGUUCUCGAUUCAGAUAAUGAAAAUACAUUGAGGAAUUUUAAAUAUUAUCACAGACGUCUUCCAUUAAGAGUAGUCACGUUAAAAAGAAACGUCAACCACUUCAAAAAAUCUGUAAAACAAAAGAUGUAAACAUAAUUAAAGUACAAAAUAAAUCUUUUGUCUAAUAAACGU